This is a messenger RNA of Salvia hispanica, 536 nucleotides long. Lineage: Eukaryota; Viridiplantae; Streptophyta; Magnoliopsida; Lamiales; Lamiaceae. The record is from RefSeq and is a predicted model, not a curated record.
AGUGGACAAAACUCAAAAGCAUUGAAGAAAAAACAUGGCCAAGAUCGUCUCUCUUUGCAUCAUAACCUUCCUCCUAUUUCUUACAUUUUCCGGCAACGUCCUCGCCCGGCCGGAGCCCCAGUUCUCCGACAUUGCCCCCGUUGAAAUUCACGGCAAGGGUGAUGAAGUAGAGAAUGCCAGCGGAGAAGGAGAAGACGAGUGGUUGAUGAGACGUACGCUUGAGGCUCAUCUUGACUAUACCUAUGAUCCGACGAGACAACAAUCGCCGGAGCCGCCGCCUCCGAGACAACACGUGCAGCAUCCUUGAUCAUUUUUCCAACACGUGGAAUAUUAUUUAUAUGUAUAUUUAUGUAAUGACCGUCUUUUUCGUGCCCUUUUAAAUUACAAAACUUCGUAAAAUAAGUGAAACAUGUCGUGUAAUGUUCUUGCUUUGAUGAUCUCGCUGAUUAGAGUGUUUUUGAAGUAUGUCAUUAAGUGAAACAUGUCGUGUAUGUUCUUGCUUUGAUGAUCUCACUGAUUAAAGUGUUUUUAAAGUA